Messenger RNA from Populus trichocarpa (black cottonwood), 2018 nucleotides. Its product is annotated as protein RBL. Gene Ontology annotation, molecular function: protein binding. The transcript has 5 exons. NCBI's taxonomy places the organism in Eukaryota, Viridiplantae, Streptophyta, Magnoliopsida, Malpighiales, Salicaceae. Gene Ontology annotation, cellular component: Set1C/COMPASS complex. The coding region runs from base 265 to 1908 and encodes 547 amino acids. The record is from RefSeq and is a predicted model, not a curated record.
UCUCUUUUCUCCCUCGCUCCCUCUCUCUCUCUCUCGGAAUUGAACAGAACUAAACUUCUCUUUUAUGUCUCCUCCUCGACAAAACCUCCUCCUCCGCCUCCGCUUCCUCCGCCGCCACUCUCCGCCGCCAUUCUCCUUCUCACUCUCUCCCUUCGACCUCACUUACUACACUAGAAAAAUUAAACAAACAUAAAAGCAAAGUUCCUUUCUUUUUAAGCUUAUUAUCAGCAACAUAGCAAUUAGGGAAAAUUCAUCAACUCAUCCAUGAAUGCUCCAAUAAUUGAUCCACUGCAAGGAGAUUUUCCAGAAGUGAUAGAGGAGUAUUUGCAACAUGGGCUUAUGAAAUGUAUUGCUUUUAAUCGUCGCGGCACGCUUCUUGCUGCUGGAUGCACUGAUGGAAGUUGUGUUAUUUGGGACUUUGAGACCAGGGGAAUUGCAAAAGAGCUCCGGGAUAAAGAUUGUGUUGCUGCCAUAACAAGUGUCUGUUGGUCGAAGUAUGGUCAUCGAAUUCUUGUGUCUGCUGCUGACAAAUCACUAACACUUUGGGAUGUUGUCAGUGGAGAGAAGAUUACUCGCAUUACUCUUCAGCAAACCCCACUACUAGCUCGGCUACAUUCUGGAUCCUCUACUCCAUCUCUCUGCCUGGCAUGCCCACUUUCAUCUGCUCCCAUCAUUGUAGAUUUAAACACAGGAAACACCACUUUGCUACCAGUUACAGUAGCUGAUGUGGACAAUGGACUUGCCCCACCAUCACGUAACAAGCCCACAGAUGGUCUCCCUUUCACUCCCACUGCCGCAUGCUUUAACAAGUGUGGGGAUCUGGUUUAUGUGGGAAAUUCCAAAGGAGAAAUACUUAUAAUAGAUCCCAAAAGCAUUCAAGUGCAUGCCAUGGUUCCCACUCCCGGUGGUGCUGUGAUUAAGAACAUAGUUUUCAGCAGAAAUGGACAGUUUCUUCUUACAAAUUCAAAUGACCGGACAAUUAGGAUAUAUGAAAAUCUUCUUCCUCUUAAAGAUGGUCUCAUGGCUUUAGAGGACCUGAACAAGACUCUUGAUGAGGUAGCUGGUGUCGAGAGAAUGAAGGUUGUUGGAUCAAGGUGCUUAGCACUUUUCCGGGAAUUCCAGGAUAUCAUCACCAAAGUGCACUGGAAAGCGCCUUGUUUCAGUGGUGAUGGGGAAUGGGUUAUUGGUGGUUCUGCGAGCAAGGGAGAGCACAAGAUCUACAUAUGGGAUAGAGCUGGACAUCUUGUAAAAAUCCUUGAAGGUCCAAAAGAAGCAUUGAUUGAUUUAGCCUGGCAUCCUGUUCACCCUAUUAUUGUCUCUGUUUCAUUGACUGGCUUGGUUUAUAUUUGGGCUAAGGACCAUACUGAGAACUGGAGUGCAUUUGCCCCAGACUUCAAAGAGCUAGAGGAAAAUGAAGAGUACGUGGAACGUGAAGAUGAAUUUGAUCUGAUACCUGGAACUGAAAAGGUAAAAGAAUCAGAUAUUAAUCAAGAUGAUGAAGUUGAUAUUGUAACAGUGGAGAAAGAUGCUUUCAGUGAUUCAGAUGUGUCUCAAGAAGAACUGUGUUUCUUGCCAGCUACCCCUUGUCCUGACGUUCUUGAGCAACAAGAUAAGUGUGUGGGAAGUUCUUCAAAGCUGGUGGAUUCAAAUAAUUCUGGUUCCCCUCUGUCUGAAGAAGCUGAACAGAAUGGACAAGCAACGAACCAUGCAUCAAGUCCUCUUGAAGAGGACACGGGAGGGACACGCAUGAAGAGAAAACGGAAACCUUCUGAAAAGGGGUUGGUAUUGCAGGCGGGGAAGGUCGGGAAACCAUUGAAAUCUUCUGGUAGAUUGUCAAAAUUAAAAAGUAAACCUGAUACUGAUCUGGAUAUUGGUAAUGGAAUGUACGGGGAUGGUAUUUCUGACUGAGUAUCAUUAAUUAUAAUUGACAUGCAUCUAUUAUUUGUAUCUGCAAGCUUCCUUAUCCAUAAGGAAAACUCUAGCAUCAGUUAUUAUUCAGACAUUUUUGCUCCAUCAAA